This is a messenger RNA of Hibiscus syriacus, 1719 nucleotides long. Its product is annotated as probable GABA transporter 2. The transcript is spliced from 7 exons. The coding region runs from base 149 to 1507 and encodes 452 amino acids. NCBI's taxonomy places the organism in Eukaryota, Viridiplantae, Streptophyta, Magnoliopsida, Malvales, Malvaceae. The record is from RefSeq and is a predicted model, not a curated record. Gene Ontology annotation, cellular component: plasma membrane.
UAGAUAUAGUUGAUUCUUUUUAGUUUUUAAAGGCAUCUGCGGCCGAGCUUAGCUGCUGCCGCCACCAUUCGUUGUAUUCAAAGAACGUAUUCUCACCCUUUUCUUCUCUUCUCUUACUUCAAUCUUACGCUAAACUUGGGCUCCGUCGAUGGCGGACCCUCCUGUACGAGAUAAUUUCCCGGAUUCCCGACUGGAAUCCGACGCCGGAGCAGCCUUCGUUCUUGAAUCAAAAGGGAAGUGGUGGCACGCUGGGUUUCAUCUGACAACGGCGAUCGUUGGGCCCACGAUUCUGACGCUGCCGUACGCCUUCAGGGGAUUGGGUUGGGGACUGGGUUUCUUGUGCUUGACGGUCUUGGGAUGUGUCACCUUCUACUCCUACUAUCUCAUGUCCAGGGUGCUCGAGCACUGCGAAAAAGCUGGCCGCCGCCAUAUCCGUUUCCGUGAACUCGCCGCUGACGUUUUAGGGUCUGGUGGGAUGUAUUAUUUCGUCAUAUUCAUCCAAACUGCUAUAAAUACGGGGGUUGGAAUAGGAGCAAUUUUGCUUGCAGGGGAAUGCCUUAAGAUCAUGUAUGAAAACCUUUCUCCAAAUGGAUCGUUGAAGCUUUAUGAGUUUAUAGCUAUGGUGACAGUGGUGAUGAUAUUUCUCUCCCAACUUCCUUCCUUCCACUCCCUCAGACAUAUCAAUUUUGCUUCUCUUCUUCUCUGCUUGGGGUACAGUUUCCUUGUGGUUGGUGCUUGUAUUCAUGCAGGUCUAUCCAAAAAUGCCCCCCAUAAGGACUACUCCUUGGAACCUUCAAGUUCAUCAAGGGUGUUUAGUGCCUUCAUUUCCAUGUCCAUAAUCGCUGCAAUUUUCGGGAAUGGGAUACUUCCCGAAAUACAAGCUACUUUGUCUCCACCUGCUACAGGCAAGAUGGUAAAAGGACUGCUGGUGUGUUACGCCGUAGCGUUCCUUACAUUCUACUCGGUUGCGGUCUCCGGAUACUGGGUAUUCGGCAACGAAUCUAACUCGAACAUUCUUAAGGGCUUGAUGCCAGAUGAAGGACCUGCCCUGGCUCCAACCGCUGUUCUUGGCCUUGCAGUUAUCUUCGUUCUCCUGCAACUCCUUGCUAUUGGCUUGGUUUAUUCGCAAGUUGCUUAUGAAAUCAUGGAAAAACAAUCAGCUGAUGUGAAGCAAGGUAAGUUCUCGAAAAGGAACCUUAUACCGAGGCUAAUUCUCCGGUCAUUGUAUGUGAUAUUCUGCGGGUUCAUGGCGGCAAUGCUCCCGUUCUUCGGCGACAUAAGCGGCGUAGUCGGCGCCAUGGGAUUCAUACCGCUGGAUUUCAUCCUCCCCAUGCUUCUCUACAACAUGACUUUCAAGCCCUCAAGGUCAACCCUCACCUACUGGGUCAACAUGUCCAUCAUCUUUGUGUUCACGGGUGUGGGGAUCAUGGGCACAUUUUCUUCCAUCAGGAAACUGAUUCUUGAUGCCAAAGAGUUCGAGCUUUUCAGCAGUGAUGUGGUUGACUAGCAGCAGUGAUCAAAUACUUGAAAGCAUUAAAAAAUGCUCUCUUUCUUUGGUACCAAAAUCCCCAGAAAUUCUCGCCUUUGUUGUAACCAAGUGUAUAUUUUACGUCAACGUCCUCACAUAAAGUAGCCACCAUAUUAUAUGAUUAAUGUCUAAUAUGUACGUGAAAUUUAUAGCUUUUUUCGAUUUGGUAAAAGAGGGCCUAAAGAAUAUUU